This is a messenger RNA of Boleophthalmus pectinirostris (great blue-spotted mudskipper), 1348 nucleotides long. Its product is annotated as annexin A1-like. NCBI's taxonomy places the organism in Eukaryota, Metazoa, Chordata, Actinopteri, Gobiiformes, Gobiidae. Gene Ontology annotation, biological process: negative regulation of T-helper 2 cell differentiation; keratinocyte differentiation; cell surface receptor signaling pathway. Gene Ontology annotation, cellular component: cytoplasm; plasma membrane. Bases 127 to 1149 code for a protein of 340 amino acids. Gene Ontology annotation, molecular function: cadherin binding involved in cell-cell adhesion; calcium-dependent phospholipid binding; calcium ion binding. The record is from RefSeq and is a predicted model, not a curated record. The transcript has 11 exons.
UUCACCUCACAGCUUCCACACACACACCUGAGAUUCCUGAAAAGUCAGUGCUCCCUCACACAACAUACAAACUCCACUCUUUUUUGGAGAGACGUUUUUACUUGACUGUCACGUCCAGAAAGCAGCAUGACGUUCUUCAAGAGGUUCUUCAAUGAUGCUGACCUCAAAGACCGCUUUUCUGAGGAUGAGGGUCAGGGGAAGUACCACGGCACAGUGGCUCCAUACCCAAACUUCGACCCCAACAAUGACGCCUCAGUCCUGGAGAGUGCCAUCGAAGCCAGAGGCGUGGACGAGGACGUGAUCAUCUCUGUGCUGGUGAAGAGGAGCAAUGAGCAGAGGCAGAAGAUCAAGGCUGCAUACAAGGCCAGUACUGGGAAGUGCCUGGAAAAAGAGCUGAAGUCUGCUCUGAAAGGAGACCUGGAGGACGUGGCCCUGGCUCUGCUCAUGACUCCAGCUGAGUUUGACGCCUUCUGCAUCAGGGAGGCCACCAAGCGUUUAGGAACAGAUGAAGAUGUUCUGGUGGAGAUUCUGGCAACAAGAUCCAGAGCGGAGAUCCAGGAGAUCAGUAGGGUCUUCAAACAAGAGUACCGUCAUGAGCUGGAGGAGGUGUUGAAGAAAGAGGCCAAAGGGGACUUUGAGAAGGCCCUCCUGGCUCUGUAUAAGUCCAGCAGAAGCACCAGUAAAGCGGUGGACAUGCAGCUGGCCAAGAAGGACGCAGAGACUCUGUUUGAGUCAGGAGAGAACCGGAGAGGGACCGAUGUGGACACCUUCAUCGAGAUUCUGACCACUCGCAGUAAAGCCCAGCUCGCCAAGACGUUCCAGGAAUACGCCGCUGUGAGUGACCGGUGCCUGCCCAAGGCCCUGAAGUGCGAGCUCAGGGGGGACAUCGAGGACUGCCUCAUCGACAUCGUCAAAGUGUGCUGGAACACUCCGGCUUUCUUCGCUGAGAAACUGCACGAGGCCAUGAAGGGCCAUGGCACAUGUGAGAAGUCUCUGAUCCGAGUGCUGGUGAGCCGCUCUGAGGUGGACCUGAGGAAGAUCGUGGAGGAAUACUACUCCAUGUAUGACCGCCAUCUGCAGGAGGACAUUAUGAAGGACACAAGGGGACACUACGAGAAGGUGCUGCUGGGAGUGUGUGGACCCAAGUGAUCCUGGUCCACCUCCACCUGUCCAUCUCCAGCAGGGAUGUCCAACCAUCUCCCACUGAAGGAAGAAGAGGAAGAGACAAAUGAUUACUUUCUACCCACGUGAAUAGAUUCUGAUGACGCAGUAUCUACCUUUAGUCAACUUAUGUUAAAGCAAAACACAAGCAAUUUCAAAAGGAGUAAAAUAAACAUGUGAAAAAAUA